AUGCCGUCCUACAACAAGCGCUCACUCGAUAUCGCGGACAUUGUCAACCAAGAGGAUUCGGCGGACGAAGAUUACGAUGACCGCGCCCCAGGGCCUUCCAAAUCACGCUCUUCGCGAUCCCGCAAGCAACGUGGAGCUCCUGCCCGCAAGAAGCGCCGGCGAGGUUACCGAGGCUCCGACAUCGAUAGUGAGGAUGACGACAUAGUCUCUGACGAAGAGGACUCAUUUGAUGAUGCUGAUGACCACGUCGAGACCAAUGAAAGAGGAAGACCUGUUCGGCAGACGACUAAGAAGGCGGUCAAGUACGACGUAGACAGCGACGAUGAGGACGAUCUGUCCAAAUCCUCGUCCGAGGAACCACAGACUCCUCCGCCCAGAAAGGGUAAAAAGCUCAUCAUCACUCUCAAGACGGGCAAUACGCCUGCUAGGUCUACUCGCAAUCUGAGAACUCGAAGCGGCAGUUAUGUCGGCACCACCGCCAAUUCCUCGGCGCCAGCGCCAGGAUCGGGAGCCACACGGAGGAGCAGUCGUAUUUCUCACAAUGAAGACGAACCCGUGGUCGCACUGACGAAUUCCGGCAAUCACGUCGAGGUUAUUCGAGCUGGGUCCCGAGACCCUGAGGCUAUCCCUUCAAGAGCCAUGACAGGUGGAAAAGGGCUCAAAUAUCCUUCGAAGAGUACCAUCGAUGAGGAGGCAGAGUCUGCUGCCAAAGAAGAGGAAGUCGAAGAAGAGCUUGAGAUCAAAGCUUCGCAACAUGAACUUUUGGAGAGCGAUCCACAAAACCCUGCUGAGCUCGGUGGGGGAGGAGAAGCUCUGCCGAAGGUCGUCUCUGAUGUUGUUGGUGCAGAAGCGGAAGCAGAAAGCGAUGCCGAUUUUGGUGCUAACCAAGCACCUGCGACCCAAGAAGAUGCCGACAUGGAAGCCGAAGAGCCAGACGACGAUGAAGAUGAAGAUGUCGUCCCGCAACGCAGACGGUCAACGCGGGGAGCUUCAAAGAAGAAAGAUGAAUCACCGGAGUACGAACCCGAGGAGCCGGCGAAGCGUUCGCGUGGCCGCUCCUUGAGAAGUGGCGCAAAAGCCAAGGCGUCAAGGAGUCGGCGGCGAAAGCCACAAGACGAAAGCAGUGAUUUUGAUCCUGACCAAGAGCAAGACAACCAAGACGAGAUGUCGGAUUCGGAGGGAUCCAACGCCUCGCCUCGCAAAGACGAUUACGAGAGCAGCAACAACGGUCGAAGAUCCACCCGUCUUCGUAGCAAAGCUGCGUCAAGGCAGAGGUCAGAGGCUAGCGAUCAGCUGCAUGAACUUGCCGAAGAGGUCGCAGACCUAAAGCGUGACGGAAGGAAACAGCGACAGCCUCGAGACGAAAUCGUUUUCGAGCCUCGUCAACGACGCGGCGGGAAGAAACCAAACUACGAUUUGCUUCGUAACCUUGCCCCUAUCGAAGAUGAGGAAGAUGCUGCGCCGUCUCCUUCGCAACGCCCUCGGAAGCCUGGCGCUGGUAGCUGGCAGCGGAGCCUGUUCGACACCUAUGGCCCCUUUGGAGGCGGCACAGGCCUGCCGCCGUUACUUGGUGGUGAAGCGCAAGGACCCCGGGCUCAGGGCGGCGUCGACUCAGACAGCAGCGACGACGAGGGCUUGAAACCAGCCAGGCCUGUUGGGGGAGCUGUUGGAAUGACUCCCGCUGGUUCUGGGGCGUUCAACCUUUUCGCUCAAAAUCUCAAUAACGAUGCCGCACAGGCUACCGCUGGAACUCCGGCCAACUUGGGCAAGAUCAAGGACAAGCAAGCCCUCGCAGAUGCCGAUCCUCUCGGCGUGGAUCAAAAUGUCAAUUUUGACAGCGUUGGUGGUCUACAAGGGCACAUCGACCAAUUGAAGGAAAUGGUUGCAUUGCCACUCUUGUAUCCGGAGAUCUUUAUGCGCUUCAAGAUCACCCCUCCUCGCGGUGUUUUGUUCCAUGGGCCCCCGGGUACCGGUAAGACACUUUUGGCUAGAGCUCUAGCUACCAGCGUUAGCUCGCAAGGUCGAAAAGUCACCUUUUACAUGCGCAAAGGCGCAGAUGCUUUGAGCAAGUGGGUUGGCGAGGCUGAAAGACAGCUACGCCUGCUCUUCGAGGAAGCUCGCAAGACCCAACCUAGCAUUAUCUUCUUCGAUGAAAUUGAUGGUCUCGCCCCUGUCCGGUCUAGUAAGCAGGAACAGAUCCACGCCUCCAUCGUGUCCACCUUACUGGCCUUGAUGGAUGGCAUGGAUGGGCGUGGCCAGGUGAUUGUCAUCGGCGCCACCAAUCGGCCGGACUCUAUUGAUCCUGCUCUAAGAAGACCUGGUCGGUUUGAUCGAGAGUUCUAUUUCCCCCUUCCGGACACCCAGGCGCGACGAGCCAUCAUUGACAUCCACACCAAGGGAUGGGAUCCCCCGCUACCUGCGCCCAUCAAGGAUGAGUUGGCCGAGUUGACAAAGGGGUAUGGAGGAGCAGACUUGCGGGCCUUGUGUACUGAAGCGGCAUUGAACGCGGUCCAGCGGCAAUAUCCUCAAAUUUACAACUCGACUGAGAAGCUCCUGAUUGAUCCAAAGAAAAUCCAAGUCACACCCAAGGACUUCAUGAUUUCCAUCAAAAAGAUGACGCCUUCAUCAGAGCGAUCCACCUCUUCAGGCGCAGCUCCUCUGCCUCCCAGCGUCGAGCCGUUACUGAGACCGCAGCUCGACCAAAUAGAGCGAAUAGUGGCCGAGGUUUUGCCACAUAAAAAGAGACUCACCGCCUUGGAAGAGGCCCAGUAUGAGGAUGUUGCGGACGGUCAGAGCUUUGGUAGAGAACGAAUGCAUCAAGCGUUCGAGGCAGCCAGGGUCUUCCGCCCCCGCUUGCUGAUACAAGGGAAAGUCGGCAUGGGACAACAGUACAUUGCCGCUGCCCUGCUGCACCACUUUGAAGGACUUCAUGUGCAGGCAUUUGAUCUCCCCACGUUAUUAAGCGAUACCACGGCUUCGCCUGAAUCGACUGUCAUCAGGCUCUUUGCCGAAGUCAAGAUGCACAAGCCAAGCGUCAUCUACAUUCCUAAUGUACAUGAGUGGUACAAUACUGUGGGUCAAACCGUGAUUUCGACUUUCCUCGGACUCCUAAGGUCCAUCAAGCCUACCGACCCAGUACUGCUUUUGGGUUUCGUGGAAGGUGAUCCAGAGGAUGUCGAGGAAGACAUGAAAAAAGAACUGUUUGGAUAUUCCAAGAAGAACCGGUUCCAAUUGAGAGAACCUGGUCAUGAAGAGCGGUUCGACUUCUUCCGCGCCCUGAGGGACUAUAUCAGAACGGCACCCGAUGAGUUCCCCGACCCCGAGAAGCGGAAGAAGCGACAACUCGAACAGUUGCCGGUGGCUCCUCCAGAGCCCGAGAAGCCGCCGCCACCUCCAUCCAAAGAAGAGCUCAAGGCACAGAAGAAGCGGGACCGCCAGACACUGAACAUGCUCAAGAUUCGGUUGCAACCCAUCAUGGAUCAAAUCCGGACCAAGCACAAGAAAUUCCGCACUGGUGUUAUUGACGAGAAUCAAAUCCGCUACCUCUAUGAUGAGGCCGAUCCAGGCACCGUCACUUCAGAUCUUCACACCGAGUUCCUGGCCACGGCGUCAUUCAGGCCUUUUGAGAUUGGCAAGGAUGCCCACGGAGUUCCUGGUUUGGUUGACCAGGCCAACGGAAAUUUCUAUUACAAUCUUGAUUCGGUGACUAUUGAGAAACGGCUCAGUAAUGGGUAUUACAAACGACCCAAGGAUUUCCUGGCAGACAUCAAGCGCUUGGCCAAAGACGCGAAGACAAUCGGUGAUGAGGAUCGGUUGCUGAAGGCUAACGAACUUCUGGCAAAUGUCGAGGUCGAUAUUGGAGCCAUUGAACUCGCAGAGCCUGCUUUGGUAGCAGAGUGUGAGCGAGUGUAUCAGCGCGAAUUGGCCAGAGAAAGGGAAGUCUUGAAGAAAGCGCGGCAGACAAACCAACCGAGCAAAGACAUGCCACCACCUCAGGUCGUGUCCAAUGUCCCCCACGGAAACAGCUCCGGUCCUUCGACAACAGCCAACUCUACAGGGCCGAUCCUCUUAGGUGAGCCCAUGCCCCGGCAAAACGAUAUUGUGCAACGACUGGCCGCUGCUGAGGCAAGCCCAUCCACAUCGGUGCUUACGAACGGCGUCCAUCCAACGACCGGCAACGAUGAGGACCAGGGUAAUGCUCGGCAGAGCGGAUCUCAGCCGCAUCAUGAUGCUGGCCAUGAGGCAGACAACGAGGGUGAUACACCAAUGGGAGGUACAGAGUCACAUCCCGGGACGUCGCAUGAAAAGAGCAACGAGACACAAAAAACACAGACCUCGAGCUCUUUCGGCAACCGUGAGUCUGCACAGCCACGGCCGUUCCACUCUUACACUGCACCGUCCCAACAACUAUUGAAAGAAUCAGGCAUGUCGGCACCUCGGUCUCAAACUGGGCCCUUUACGCCUAUGCCUGCGGGCAGUCAACCGGGCGAGUUCCAGAACGACGCAAGCACGACGCAGUCGACAAGUCAGAAAAAGCCGUCGUCGUACGAGACGGAUCAUGGAGGACAAGGACAGCAUCCCGAGUCAGGCCCUAAUUUGUAUUUGUACGAUGAACGACGGUCUGCCGGAGGCAGUCAGAUCCCAUCCACCCAAGACCUCCUCUAUCUGUUGUUUUUCCGUCCAAAAGAAAAAGACCCGAGCUCUUACAUUUGUCCUCGAAUGCAGGUAAUGUCGAAUACUCUUCCCAAGAGACGGGUGGUGCGAGCUCCCAGCCGACUGGAACUGGAGCUGGCGUCGUCGUCGCAAGGACAAACAACACUUCCGCCUGUCCCGGCAUUUCCUGGGUCUGCCACCAACGGCGGCCAGCACGGACAUGGACACGGAAACCAGAUCCAGGACUUGCUCAAUCCAUCCGAUGAGGAUACAGCCCCUCAGACUCGGCGGGCCUCUUCCCAGCAGGUUCAUUUCGAAGAAAAUCGCGAAGAAAACCGUCCCAACCUCGUCCAGGUCGAAGAAGGCAGUCUGGACCGAUUCCACGCCGAAAUCACCGACAAGACUAGCGGUCUUUCGGUCGAGCAGUUGGAGCAGGUGAAUUCGGUGUUGAUGGACACGUUGUGGAGAACGCGUGGGCUAUGGGACCGUCGGGAGGUUUUGGAGCAGGUCACCGAGGCGUUUCAUGAAGUGCUUGCUGAUAUGGUGGAGAGUGGGCAGCAGUUUGGACCUGUUAGUUGGGGGGUGUCUGAUAAUAGUCAAAGUCAGGGUCAGGGUCGGCCUCAGGUUUCGGGUCAACUUGGUCUUGGUCAUGGUCGUGCUACUGGUGGUGCUGCCGGUGUUGGUGGUGUUGGUGUUAGUUCUGCUCAUCAUGCUGCUUACGUGUAG
Messenger RNA from Exophiala dermatitidis NIH/UT8656, 5379 nucleotides. Its product is annotated as vesicle-fusing ATPase. The transcript has 3 exons. The coding region runs from base 1 to 5379 and encodes 1792 amino acids. The record is from RefSeq and is a predicted model, not a curated record. Gene Ontology annotation, molecular function: chromatin binding; ATP binding; histone binding. Lineage: Eukaryota; Fungi; Ascomycota; Eurotiomycetes; Chaetothyriales; Herpotrichiellaceae. Gene Ontology annotation, biological process: positive regulation of transcription by RNA polymerase II. Gene Ontology annotation, cellular component: nucleus.